AUGGGCUCAAUUUCAACCCUGGCGUUUCCGCUUCUCGUCGGAGUCAAAGUCCCCUUUCCUCGUUCAACUUCUCUUCGAACGCAACAACAUUCUAUGUCAGUGCCAGCAGUUUCUUCCUCUUCUCAGGUAGCUGAGACCCAAUUACUCACUUUUCUCGGUAAAGGUGGCUCCGGCAAAACCACCGCUGCUAUCUUCGCCGCUCAGCAUUAUGCAAUGACUGGAUUCAACACAUGUUUAGUCAUACAUAGCCAAGACGUCACUGCAGACUAUCUCCUCAACUGUAAAAUUGGAACUUCCCAUGUCCUUUGCAGUAACAACCUUUCAGCUGUUAGGUUGGAAACAACCAAAAUGCUUCUUGAACCUCUAAAACUUCUCAAGCAAGCCGACGCCCAGCUUAAUAUGACACAAGGAACAAUUGGAGGGAUUGUUGGAGAAGAGCUUGGCAUCAUGCCUGGAAUGGACUCUAUCUUUUUAGUACUUGCACUUGAGAGGCUUGUAGGAUUUUUGGGGAUGUCGCCUUCAAAGACUCAACACGAUAAAUUUGACAUAGUAAUAUAUGAUGGUGUUAGCAGCGAGGAAACCUUGCGAAUCAUGGCUGGAUGCAGUAAAGCAAGAUUGUACUUGAAAUAUAUCCGCGCAUUGGCGGAGAAAACUGACCUUGGGAGAUUGGCUGCUCCUUCACUCCUCAGACUUGUGGAUGAGGCCAUGACAAUAGGUAGCAGCAGAUCUUAUUUAAAUGGGAGGAUGAGUUCAGAAACAUGGGACACUUUGGAUCAACUUCUCGAGAAAGGAUCUUCUGCCUUCUCAGACCCACAGAGAUUUGGUUGCUUCCUUGUGAUGGAUCCUAACAAUCCAACCUCGGUAAAUUCUGCAUUACGUUAUUGGGGGUGUACAAUUCAGGCUGGUGCUCAAGUUUCAGGUGCUUUUGGACUCUCACAGCAACCAAAGCUAGAAUCAUACGAAAGAGCAAACAAAGAUCUUUCUCCUUUGCCUUCUGCUUUUAUCUCAAGUCCGUUAAUGAUUAGCCCAAUAGACUGGAACAGAGUUUUACUGGACACUGCAAAUCAAGAUGCCAGGCAUCUUCUUACUUCACUGUCGAGCCAAUCCAGUAAUAUGACAUCAUCAGUUAAGUUUAAUGUCAAAAGAAAAUCAGUUACUCUCUUCAUGCCAGGUUUUGACAAAUCAGAGAUUAAGCUAUACCAAUAUAGGGGAGGUUCUGAGCUUUUGGUAGAAGCCGGAGAUCAAAGACGUGUCAUCGCCUUACCCCCAAAAAUUCAAGGAAAGGUUGGCGGAGCCAAAUUCCAGGACAGAAGUCUUGUUAUUACAUUUCUAUAA
Molecule: messenger RNA, 1335 nt
Organism: Vicia faba (fava bean)
Lineage: Eukaryota; Viridiplantae; Streptophyta; Magnoliopsida; Fabales; Fabaceae
Source: the annotation of a GenBank genome assembly